AGUAUCUAUGUUUUCGACUUUCGUGAUUUAUUUCAAUAAUAUCAUUUUUUGUAUGAUAUACCAUUAAAAAAUGCUUUCAUUCUGUGUAAAAACCACGUGCAAAGAAUGCCUGAAGCGCUAACAACCAUUUCCAAGUCCUGUAAGCUAUACCGAUAUUAGUAGAUCAGAAGCGUUUGAAAGACUUUGUUGCCAAUUCUCGCCGGAUUACAUGAAAUUUAGUGAUGCCUUUACCUUUAAUGUUAGUAAACAUGGACACAGUGAAACUGGAGGAACAGCAGGAGUUGUUAGCAUGUCGGAUUUGUCUGGCUUGGGACGUGAAAUUGUAUCACAUUCGCGAGUCUGGCUUAGAUCAAAUGUUCUCAGAUGUUAUGGGAACUUCGCUGUCAGCGUGGGAUGGGCUGCCACAGCACCUGUGCGCGUGGUGCCGCGCGCAGGUCGCGCGUGCGCAGACGCUGCGCGCGCGCAGCCGCCGCGCUGACUCGCUGCUCAAGCAGGCACUCCAGCACCAGCAUAUUAUAACAAACGAUUUUAUCCGAACAAUCAACCGCUCAACUCACAAACUCACGCACACACUCUCAACCCAAAUGCUUAAUGAAGACGCCACAUAUUAUUAUAACUACGACACGCCGCCCGAUUUAUACAAUACAUGUUUCAUAAAUCACAAUGGACAAAUUAAUGCCGUUGUCGGAAACGAUGACAUAAAUAAUGAUGUCAAAAACGAUAAUAUACAAAAUAAUUCCAGUUCAGAGCUAGAUGUAGACAAACUAGAACUUGAGGAUGACAUCAAUGUUAAAUUAAAAGAUAAUAUCAGUAACAUAGAUGCAAAUAUAAAUUUACCUGAAGAAAUAGUUGAACGUUUAGACCCACAGUUUCGAAAGGUAAAAUCGAAGAAAAAAAGACUGUCAAGAAAAAGACAUGACAGGAACAGUAAAGCUACAAACAAAAUAGAAGGAAUAGAAAUAGUUGAAACUUGUUCAGAUAAAGAAAUAGAGAAGAAUAGAAAAAGACCUACUAGACGAAAAAAUAAAGAGCAAGAGACAGACAAAGUAGGAAAAAGAAAAGAGCGCUCAAAGCAAAAGUUUUGUUCUGAAGAAGAUUUCAAAGAAUUUGAGAAGAAAUACGAUUUCCAAGUGCAGUGUCUGACUGAAGAGGAAAUGGAGAAGGAGAUGGAGAAGAGAAGGGAAUCUGACAAGUAUCUUAAGGGAGAGUACAAGUGUGAGUUGUGUUAUAAAGGGUUCCUGACGUCUGUUACGUACGAGAACCACAUGAAGACUCAUGAUCCGGCGCGCGGCGAGCACGCGUGCCGGCUGUGUCACGUGCGUUACCAGUUCCCAGUGAAGCUGCGCCAGCAUGUCCAGAAUACCCACCGGCUCAAGUUCCGAUGUGCGCGAUGCAACGAACUAGUGCGCGGCAAGGCUUGCGCCGUGCUACACGCGGCGUACCACGCGGGCACCACGUUCCAGUGCGCGCAUUGCGACAAACAGUUCCUUAAGAAGACGUCGCGCACUUCGCACAUGCGCAUGGCGCAUCCUGUCGAGAACGCGGCCGGCGGCACCUGCGAGGUGUGUGGAGAGACCUUUACCAGCCGCACGGGACUCAAGGCACACAAGACUCGCAGCCACAAGAAGGUUAAUUUGCCGGAACUAAGAUGCCGGAAGUGCAGGACACAGUUCGACAACAUGGACGCUCUGAAGAGGCAUAAGGAAACGUACGCGAACAACAAGUGUGAUUCCAGCCUGAGCGCGUGCUCGCAGUGCGGGGAGAGCUGCGCGAGCGCCGACGCUCUGAUCCUGCACGCGCACGAGCACGGCGUGCAACUAUACACCUGCGACACUUGCGGGGAGAGCUGCGCGAGCGCCGACGCUCUGAUCCUGCACGCGCGCGAGCACGGCGUGCAACUAUACACCUGCGACACUCGCUCGCAGUGCGGGGAGAGCUGCGCGAGCGCCGACGCUCUGAUCCUGCACGCGCACGAGCACGGCGUGCAACUAUACACCUGCGACACUUGCGGGGAGAGCUGCGCGAGCGCCGACGCUCUGAUCCUGCACGCGCGCGAGCACGGCGUGCAACUAUACACCUGCGACACUCGCUCGCAGUGCGGGGAGAGCUGCGCGAGCGCCGACGCUCUGAUCCUGCACGCGCGCGAGCACGGCGUGCAACUAUACACCUGCGACACUCGCUCGCAGUGCGGGGAGAGCUGCGCGAGCGCCGACGCUCUGAUCCUGCACGCGCACGAGCACGGCGUGCAACUAUACACCUGCGACACUCGCUCGCAGUGCGGGGAGAGCUGCGCGAGCGCCGACGCUCUGAUCCUGCACGCGCACGAGCACGGCGUGCAACUAUACACCUGCGACACUUGCACGAAAUCCUUCACAUCAAAGCCAUCGCUCGCGACGCACAUCGACCGUGUGCACCGGCUGCUGCGGCCUCCGAAGGCCGACUACAGCGACGGAGGCCGCCGCUCGCAGCCCGACUGGCUUCACUGGGCCUCCGUGUGCGAGCACUGCGGGAAGCGACUCUCCUGCCUGGCAACGCUGAAGAUUCACAUGAACAAGCACACAGGCGAGAGGCCGUACAAGUGCUCGCUGUGCCCCAAGGCCUACAUGACGCCCUACGGACUUAACAACCACCAGGCGUUCCACACGGGGGUGAGGAAGUGGCAGUGCCCCGAGUGUCCCGCCACAUUCAUGCACCAGUCCUCCGUCUACCAGCACAGGAAGAUACACACAGGCGAGCGCUCCCACCAGUGCACGAUCUGCGAGAAAUACUUCACGCAGUCCGGUUCACUCUACACGCACGUCAAAUACGUGCACAAAAAGGAAACGCCGCCGCCGCGCAAGCGCAAUAAGAAACCUGUACUGUAGGGCCCUUUAUGUUUUUUUUUUAUUUAAAGGGAACUGUAACAGUGAUCUGAGCAAUUCUCAAAAAGUUUGUACAUUUCGAUCUUAGAUUUCUAUAAAAAUCGGUAUGCUGGUAAGGGCAUUUUCAUUAAACUUGUACAAGUUAAACGCGACUUAAGUCGUGUUUCAGUAACGUUUAACCGUUAUUACUGACAAAAUGUAUGGGAUUUGACAUUGACCGUCAGUUUUGUAACGAUUGCUAACCGGCCGUUAAAGGUGUUCAAUUAAGUGAAAAUGCCCGUAAAGUACAUGAAGCUGAACAACUUCCACCAUAUUUCCCAAAAUGUCCCAGAGAGUUUCUAAGAAACAUCCCUUUUUUGUAACCAGAUUUCCUUACACAUUUGGUAACAAAAAAGGAGUUUUUCCUGUUACUAAAAACGAUGACAGAAGAGAUCGUCGUAUUUUCCCAUUCUGAUCGAUAUAAAUGGGCCACCAUGUAUAUUGGCUAUAAGGAUAAUAUUGUAAUAUCUAGAUUAUGAUAAAGUAAAACUUUUACUAGAGCUACAGUCAAGGAAUUUAAAUUCCGACCCAUUUCGUACUUUGUCACAGUGACAACCGUAUGAGGUCUCUAGCGGCUUUCAUAUUGAUUGCAACUGUGACAAAGUACGAAAUGGGUCGGAAUUUAAAUUCCUUGACUGUACUUUGCUUGUUGUAAUUAACUCGUCGUAUCACAACCAAAAUCAUUUCAAAGUUUCUAUUCUAUUAAAGUCCUUAUGCUUCAUGUCCAUUAGGACCAUUUUAUCUGAAAUUAAAGAAAAUGUGGCAUCUGAAAGGACCCCUCUCCGGUGGAAAGCCUCAUAUUGUCAGUAGGUGUAGCAAAAUGUAUCUAAUUUCCUGUACUUAAAUAGUUCGUUUUUUUUAGCAUUAGAAAGAACUCCACAGAAGUAAGCGUACAGUUUCUAUCAGCCUCUUUAAUUCUUAAUAAUUAUUGAAUUAUCUAAUGUAGCACGGUCAAUACAUAUAAUUUACUUCAAUUUAUUACCGUUAAAAGUGCCACAAGUGGAACCACAAGCUUACUUCUGCGAAGUUCUUUCUAAUGCUAAAAAAAACGAACUAUACGUUCUACUGGAAUCCAUUCUAGUCAUAUGUACUUA
Molecule: messenger RNA, 3994 nt
Organism: Cydia fagiglandana
Lineage: Eukaryota; Metazoa; Arthropoda; Insecta; Lepidoptera; Tortricidae
Product: zinc finger protein 845-like
Exons: 18
Coding region: 222-2864 (880 amino acids)
Biological process (GO): regulation of transcription by RNA polymerase II
Cellular component (GO): nucleus; chromosome
Molecular function (GO): zinc ion binding; chromatin insulator sequence binding
Source: RefSeq, a predicted model, not a curated record